AGCGUGAACUAUAAACUGCGAAGCACCUGAUCCCAGCCAAUCAUCGACAAAGGACAGCAAUUUCCCUGCAGUUGCUGCAGAUCCUAUACUUGUGAAAGGAAAACCCGUUCUCUCUUCUCCCGUCGUCGUCGGCGAUCGAGGGUUGUGCAGUCUCGCUUUAAAAAGGAAGUGAAAAUUGAUGGAAAAUUCAAAUGGUAUAGAGGAGGAUGGAGAUGGAAGAAAUGAGGCAGCGUCUACUUCGGGUUAUGGAUUAUUUGAUCGACAAGUUACAGUUCACCAGUUUAUGGGUGGCGGUAAAGCUGCUGAUUUACUCCUGUGGAAGCAGUGGCAUUUCUCUCUAGGCAUUCUAGUUAUUGCUACUGUUGCUUGGUUCAUAUUUGAGAGAUCGGGAUUGCCAUUCUUAACAAUAUGUUCAGAUGUGUUGCUGAUUUUGAUCAUAAUGUUGUUUGUUCGCGCCAACUAUGCUGCUUUGAGAAAUAAGUAUUUGCAUCUUCCCCAUACACAUAUCAAUUUCAUGUUUUUCGUAUACCUAAUCAGCAAGACUGUUUUUAACUGUUAUGGUUUCUGUUUCUACCUUUGCAGACAACUACAAUCGUUGCCAGAGCUAGCUCUGUCAGAGGAAAUGGUUAAUAAUGCCUCAGCAUCAUUUCGUGCUAAAGUUAAUAAUCUGCUUCUUAUGGCUCAUGACAUAACUCUUGGUAAAGAUUUCCGACUUUUCUUUAAGGUUGUGGUUUGUCUGUGGCUACUGUCUGCCAUUGGUAGCUAUUUUUCCUUCUUCACACUUGCCUAUAUCGGAGCUAUUUUGUCAAUUACACUUCCUGCAUUGUACAGCAAAUACGAAGAGCGUGUGGACAAAUAUUGUGGGAUGAUCCAAAGAAAAUUCUCUCAUCACUACAAAGUAGUGGAUGAUAGUGUCAUUGGAAGAAUUCCACGGACUCUAUCCAGGGACAAAAAUGCCUAGUGUGACAGAUUUCAUACAGAUUAUUUGCAAAUGCUUAAUUGGAAUAUCGAGCUGUUUUGAGGUUUCAUAAUCUUGUAGAAUCAUCAAUGAGAGGCAGCUUGUUUGUAUGAAGAUUUGCAUUCUUGUGUAUGUUCACUUUAGUCAAAAUUGGUUAUUACACGGAGUUUGUUUAAUGUAAAAGUAGGCUAAUAAGCUUGUUUACUUAUCAGAAUGAAGGUGGGGAAAAUAUUUGUUGGCUUAUAGAACAUGCAAUUAUCAAAUUUUCCUAACAA
Messenger RNA from Carica papaya (papaya), 1233 nucleotides. The record is from RefSeq and is a predicted model, not a curated record. Lineage: Eukaryota; Viridiplantae; Streptophyta; Magnoliopsida; Brassicales; Caricaceae.